CCAAAGGUCCCAUUCCGUUGGCCGCCUUGACCAAUCGCCACAACUGUCAAUAGCACUAUCCGUCACAUCGCACCGACGCUCCCAACGCGUUCGCGACAAGUCGACAAGCCCUUUUAUUACAAAUCCCUUUACACUGCAAACUAGCUGGUCGAGGGCGUGCUCUGAAGCCCUUUGCCGGAGGUCAAAUCGAGCAGCUGCAGCAGGUCGCGUCAAUUGUGUUCCACUGCAGCGCACUGGCACGCUAGAUUCCAGGCCUCAGCCUUUGCCCAGAUCAAUACAUACUAUACAUAUUGGCAUGCAUUCGGUGCAGCAGUCGGUGCAACAUGCGCAACAGCCAACAGCCACAGCCAACAACCCCCCGCUCGGAAUACGGGGCGGGGUACUCCCCCCUCAGCGAAGGGCAAACGAAGCAUGCAGGCCCGUCGUCAUGGGUCUCUGGAGGUUGGGGCCCCUGUGCGGCAUAGCGAGGCGCUUUUGCAAGCAGGGGACAGGGUACACUGCUCAGGGCAGCAAGACUGUGCCUGGGCUCCCGGCCCUGAACAGCACAUGCAAGGGGCUAUCACAGGCCGGACAAGUGGUCUGCCAGGGAUGGCGCGCGUCCUUCAGCCCCAGCCCCAUUGAGCUAGGUUGCUUUCCAAGCAGCCCUCGGCGGCCGGAGGCCUGGUAUGAUCUGGGCGUGCUGGAGAUGUACGAGUAUCUGGGCAUUGGCAGUGGCCUCUCCAUCACAGAUUAUGUAGGCCACAUUAAGCACCGGAGCCUGCACUCGCGUGGGCCUGCGGUGUGCAGGUAGUACACUGCAACCACCCG
Chlamydomonas reinhardtii is the source of this 807-nucleotide messenger RNA. RefSeq lists its product as uncharacterized. The transcript has 4 exons. Bases 428 to 790 code for a protein of 120 amino acids. Lineage: Eukaryota; Viridiplantae; Chlorophyta; Chlorophyceae; Chlamydomonadales; Chlamydomonadaceae. The record is from RefSeq and is a predicted model, not a curated record.